Nylanderia fulva is the source of this 4857-nucleotide messenger RNA. RefSeq names its product nuclear pore complex protein Nup160 (gene Nup160). Gene Ontology annotation, molecular function: structural constituent of nuclear pore. NCBI's taxonomy places the organism in Eukaryota, Metazoa, Arthropoda, Insecta, Hymenoptera, Formicidae. The record is from RefSeq and is a predicted model, not a curated record. Gene Ontology annotation, cellular component: nuclear pore.
ACACACACAUACUUGCGUAGAGCACGAGACAAGCGCCAAAAAUCGUUCGAUAGCCACUCGAAUUUCCGGCGGUUUUCUGUGAUGUAAAGUGACAAACCGCUGUAAUAUUCGCCGCAUUAUCUCGUUGAAAGUUAUUGGAACAUGGUGGAGUUUUCGCUGGGAUAUCGCGAGGUCGUGCCGGAUCAAACUCUGCCGGAGAAAUGGAAGGAAAUCACCCUGAACACGGGCGGAAGCCAAAGUACAUUGCAGGAUAUAAAAGUACCGGAAAGAGCAGGUGGCUACUCAUACAAAGACUCAUCCAAAUAUUUCACUCGUAACCGUUUUAUUUACUGGCGUAUUUGUCACGAUGUACUUGAACUGAUUGAACAUAGUCUUGACAUCAAUCUCGUCGACUGUCGAGUGAGAUACAAAUUUACAGACACCCCAAUUUUGGAUGGAAUUUCUAUUCAUGAGACAAUUAACUCUGUUGUUAUCCUGAUUGUCACUGUUUCCAGUGUUCACAAACUUACCUUUUCUCACCCAGAUAAAAUUCACAAGCAAGAAAAUUUACUUGGUACAUAUACAGAUCUCAGUGUACAGUCAAUAUUUAAUGAAGCUUCUGCACAAAAUGCCAGAGAUCCUCAUACAUUUCAUAUUAUUUCCAAUGCUGGAACUACAAAUUCUCCGGUACCUCAUGCAGCAGCAUCGUGGCUUACAUUGCCACAAGAAGAAGCACUGUUUGCUCUUGCUUACAGCUCAGCUACUAUAUUACUCUUGAGGCUCGACUCACUCACAGGUCUUGUACACACCAGCGAACUGAAACAAGAUUCGAUAAUGCCCAAGUUCUUGAGCGGUAUAGCUACAGCGUUUAGAGGUCGCAAUACCGAGGCUCACGUUGCCAUGUCCCUUGUUAUACACAGUUAUGGUAGUGACACAUACUUGUUUGCGUUAUGUCGAGAUGGUAACGUACGUAUGUGGUCUUGUAAUAAGACGCAGUGUGUAACCGUAACGGACGCGGCAAUCGAAAAUCGCAUUGUGUCUCAAAGUGCGCAAGGUCAUGUUUUAAGGAAAGCAUUGGGCAGCGAUAAUGAGUUGUAUUUCGGAACGUUUUUGAAAUUCAGCAGUGGAUGUGAAUUCAGUAUUCUGAAGCCUGUGCAAGAUAACGGCGUAUUCAAGUUUGUUAGAUUAUGUACGUUAUACGCGCCGGAUCAACACCUGGUAGAUUUUGCAUUUACACCAACCAGGUUGUGGGCAGUGUGGAGAACGGCAGAUAUGGAUGCCAUGGCGGUUACACAUGCACAAUUAUCGCUGAAUGGCAUGCAACGCAUUAAUUCCGAAUGGGAGAGCACAAUUUUGGAACAAGCACGCGACAGAGAUUACAUUGUAACCGAUCCUGGAACGGAUCCGAGGCAAGCGUACAUAAAUUAUAUUUUUCAUCCUGGACAAUUCUCGUUGGUGGACAUCACGAAAGCGCUGAGCAUCUAUAGAAGAUCCAACGUAAUAGCAGAAAUGACUCUCUCACCAGCUGUUUUGAAGGAGAGAGUGUGUAUGGCGGUCGAGGCCGAAAUACAGGCGGAAGUGAUGGAUUAUGUGAUUAUGGACGAGGAUUAUCUCGAGAUCACUAACCGAUGCUGGUCGAAAUUUUACUCGUGCGUCGUUCAAUAUCACGCUAAUGGCACUCGUCCCGUAGGUCUACUGCUCUUACCGAGCGCUUACGGCAUCGUCUUAUUGAAAAAAUCAUCUUUAUCGCUUCUGAGACCCAUGGAAGCUUUAGAACAUCUGGUGUUUUGCAACGAGAAGUCCUACACAUCCCGUUUCAAAACAACGCCCGUUCUAUCGCAAGAUGAAGACACAUGUCAGGAUUUAAUCACGUUAAUGUCCGCGUUAGUCAUGUUGGGAGACCAAUUGCCCGAGGAGACUAAAACAGAAAUUGAGAGAGAAUUGUAUCAUCUGAGAAGUCCAGAUAUUAUAAUCGAUGAUCUACUGUCAAAGUUAAUGAUGGAACCCGACGAUCCGCUAUCUGAUUUCGAUUUCCAAUCGGAACUCUAUCACAAACUAAGUAACGUCAAGGAUAUAUCGGGCGCCAUGGCCAUGUUGCUGGACGCAUUAACAUACGAUCUUGGACAACCGAGUAAGCUGCAAUUCGAGAACGAUCACGAUGCUUCGAAAGUCUUGUUGAACGUCAGUCAUCUCUUUGGUAGCCAGUUGGGCAUUUCCGCGGUGACGGAAACUGUAACGCAAAUAGCGCUCUUGAGAUUCUCCGUCUGCAGAGAUUUAUUGAUCUUACAGCAGUUCAUACUACUGCGUCCCGAAAUAUUUGACUCGAGCUCCUUGCAUACCGUGAAAUCAUCCUUGGCACCGAGAACCGUUGUACUUACUCAAGCUUACUAUGUCGUCACGUGGAUAUGCGAGUCUACGGCAACGUAUACUCCUUCGCAAUCCUUACUCGAAUCCAGUUCGCAGCGUCUUUCAAUGUUGAAGCUCGCUGAUCCGCGAAUCAACGUCGGACAGAGGCAGCAUCGAUCCUUGUCGCUCUUAGAACUGUUUAUUCAUAGCAGCGGUGGGAAACACGCUCAUAUUUUGAUGGCCCAGGCGAAUAUGGAUCCGACGACUCUAAUACCCUGGCAUUAUAGUAUGCUGACGCAUGUAACGCUUAUCGCGCAACUGAUAUGGCCGAUAUCUGGAAAUUUCAUCUUUCCCGAAUGGUUGCUCUCGAGUUGUCAAUUUCUACUUGUUCAAGAAUAUGUAAGACUUCUGAACACGUGGUGCGAGUGGAAUAGCGCCUCGAGGAAGUUUAUCCUAGCCGUAGCAUUACUAGAAAUGGGAGAAGUGCAGAAGGCGUGCGAUAAUUUUCUUCGUGCAUCCAAUGGAAUUUUAUCGGACGUAUUUCUAGUGGACGCCUUACUCAACUCUAAUGUAACAUCAAGAAACAAGGAUCUGGUCCACUAUUAUCUGAAAGUUAUUAAACUGUUUGAGGAACACACCGCGUCUGAUUGUAUCAUAGAGAUUGCAGAGACAGCUAUAGCGAGUGCCGACGCGGACGAUCCGAAUUUGCCGACGCUCCAUUCAAUAAUAUUUGCACAACACCUGAGUCUAGGACAUCACGCAGAAGCUUAUCAUUGCCUGAAUGCGAAUCCGGACGCUGCACGUAGAGUGGACUGUUUACGACAACUUGUCGUAACGUUAUUCGAGAAAAAAUUGUUAAUAGACCUAAUUUCUUUCCCCUAUGUCGACAUGUACGAAGACCUUGAAAGAAUAGUAGAGGGCAGAGCCAGAAGCGUCGACCUUAUGGAAAAUAAUUAUUAUAACUUUCUAUACAGUUUUCACGUCAAUAAACAAAACAUGCGGAAAGCGGCGUCUGUAAUGUACGAACAAGCUAUGCGUUUAAGUCAGGAACCUCAUUCCGCGCCGAUUAUAGCGAAGCAAGCGCAAUGUUUACUGGCGUGUAUUAACGCCUUGCAUCAUGUAAGCGAAAAAUAUAGAUGGAUCGUAAGACCUGUCGAUCAGAAUCUCUCCGGCGAGUUAAACUUAUCGGGCACGCAAAAGAAGAGAAAUAUAGAUGGAAAAGAAGUGUUGCAUUACAAGAUAAAGAAGCAAGUCGAAGUCCUCGAUUUGGAUGAUAUCAAGAAGGAGUAUUAUAUAGUAGACGCGAGAUUGAAAAUAUCAAAAGUCAAUUCGGAGAUGCACAUAGUCGCACAUACUGAACCAUCUGAAUUGAUUAUCACUUUAUGUAGUACUGGUUUGUACACAACUGCACUACAUUUGUGCGAUGAAUUUAAAAUUAGUAAAGCCUCCGUACUCGAAAGUUUGACUUCUCAAUGUAUCAAAUUAAGUCAACGUGAGGAUCCAAAUGCCUGGGAUUGGCUAAUACAAAAUGAUAUAUUUGAUAUAGGAAUAUCCAAUACAACUAUCGCAAAUACCGCUUGGAGAUUGUUGGAAUACUUUACAUUGAAGCAUGAAAAAGAUAACAUUAGUGAAUUACACAAAGCUGUUGCACGCAAGUUAUUGCAAGAUGGAGCGUUUCUACCACAAUGGUUAUUGAUAUCAUAUAAAAAGCGCAAUGCUUCGGAACUUCUUCGUCUCAUGCUGAAUACCGGCCGAUUAGUUGAAGCAAGCGAGUUAGCUGUAGAUUAUAUUAACGCAGCAUUAGGUAGUGGAAAGGAACAUUUUGGUUUUAAGACACCAUUGGUAUCUACAGCACCACCAACCUGGUUACCGCUUAAUACCAUCGAAGUAUUGUUAAAUGAAUUAGAAUACUUAAAUAAAGACUUCACUUAUAUAGAGAGCUACACUAGAUUAAAUUCAACACUGGAGAAAUAUUUAGAAACAGCAGAACGAGUUUCAGAAGAUAUGAUUGAAUUAAGAAUGAUGAGCAAACACUCCUAGUAAAUUGGACAUAUUUUGUGUAUCUAUCGUUUGCAAACCAUCACUCCUCAACUGGUCUCCUGCGAUGUACAUAUUAUCAAUUUAUGUUAUUAAUACAACGACUGAAACAGAGUAUCAAAAAUUGUCGUUUGUAGUUUUUGAAAUUAGUUAUAAUUUUGUAUAUCCGUUAAACGUGAAUUUUCCACUACGUGAUAAGGGAAUUUGUUUGUAUAAUGAUUUAAAGUGCCAAGAAAUGAACUACAAUACAUUUUACUUUACAAAGCUUGUUAGAAUACAGUUUAUGGUAAGGAUGCUUUGUUGAUUGUCAGGUGUUUUUGUUAAUAUUUUAAAUUAUUGUUGAAUAUAUGUAUUACUUUAAUAUUUAUUAUGAUUCUAUAUAUCUCAGAGAUUUUUUUGUGGUGAAAUUAAGUAUCACUGUCAGGUUUUUCUAGUUGAUGCUGCAACCUUACCUUGUCUGUAAUCUAACAAUAUUUAUAACAUACUGUCAUGAAA